Messenger RNA from Drosophila melanogaster (fruit fly), 1793 nucleotides. RefSeq names its product eukaryotic translation initiation factor 4E1 (gene eIF4E1). NCBI's taxonomy places the organism in Eukaryota, Metazoa, Arthropoda, Insecta, Diptera, Drosophilidae. Gene Ontology annotation, biological process: translational initiation. Gene Ontology annotation, molecular function: RNA binding; translation initiation factor activity; RNA 7-methylguanosine cap binding. The record is from RefSeq and is marked reviewed. The transcript is spliced from 6 exons. Bases 762 to 1541 code for a protein of 259 amino acids. Gene Ontology annotation, cellular component: cytoplasmic ribonucleoprotein granule; nuclear body; cytoplasm.
UCACUAACUUUCCUUUAGGCAACGGCCACACUGUCUGGCCACCAAAAUCCCAAACUUAAUUAAAGAAUUAAAUAAUUCGAAUAAUAAUUAAGCCCAGUAACCUACGCAGCUUGAGUGCGUAACCGAUAUCUAGUAUACAUUUCGAUACAUCGAAAUCAUGGUAGUGUUGGAGACGGAGAAGGUAAGGCGAGAAACGGCGAGCCGCAUGGUUUCGAUUUCGGCUGAGCCGUGGCAGGAACAACAAAAACAGGGCAAUCUGUGUUUUUAUGUCAGAUACGUGCGCGUGUGUGUGUGUGCUGUAAUUCCAUCGCCCCUUUCGAUUCCGAGUUCGUUAGGAACAGCAUUAGUUCGCCUAUUUUAGUAGUAGCCUAGUCCGAUUUUAAGUGAAACAGGAUACUCCAACACCAUAUACUCAAUAAUUAGUUACAACACCCACUCAACCAUACAGCAACAACAAGUUUAACGAGUUUUUUGUAUUAUCAUUACUUAGUUUUUUGGUUAAUAAUACACAAGUGAAGAGCGAACUGCAGGGGAGCGAGAUAUCACGAAACAAUCCAAAAUCCACACACACUCAAACAGAAAUCAAAAGCUUCGCUCUCUCGCACACACACGCACCAACCAACUAUCAACUAUCACAAACACCGCGACAGAGAGAGAGCGGCAAGUGAAUCACGGCGAAUCGAAACCGAUCCGAACCCACUCCGGAGCCGAAAAAGAACUGAUCCUACCAUCAAACGCAUCCAAUAAACACGGCCGCCAACAUGCAGAGCGACUUUCACAGAAUGAAGAACUUUGCCAAUCCCAAGUCCAUGUUCAAAACCAGCGCCCCCAGCACCGAGCAGGGUCGUCCGGAACCACCAACUUCGGCUGCAGCGCCCGCCGAGGCUAAGGAUGUCAAGCCCAAGGAGGACCCACAGGAGACUGGUGAACCAGCAGGCAACACUGCAACCACUACUGCUCCUGCCGGCGACGAUGCUGUGCGCACCGAGCAUUUAUACAAACACCCGCUCAUGAAUGUCUGGACGCUGUGGUACCUUGAAAACGAUCGGUCCAAGUCCUGGGAGGACAUGCAAAACGAGAUCACCAGCUUCGAUACCGUCGAGGACUUCUGGAGCCUAUACAACCACAUCAAGCCCCCAUCAGAGAUCAAGCUGGGUAGUGACUACUCGCUAUUCAAGAAGAACAUUCGUCCCAUGUGGGAGGAUGCAGCCAACAAACAGGGCGGUCGUUGGGUCAUUACCCUUAACAAAAGCUCCAAGACCGAUCUGGAUAACCUAUGGCUCGAUGUGCUGCUCUGCCUGAUUGGUGAGGCCUUCGAUCACUCUGAUCAGAUCUGCGGCGCUGUUAUAAACAUUCGCGGCAAGAGCAACAAGAUAUCCAUCUGGACUGCCGACGGAAACAACGAGGAAGCUGCCCUUGAGAUUGGUCACAAGCUGCGCGAUGCCCUGCGUCUGGGACGCAACAACUCGCUGCAGUAUCAGUUGCACAAGGACACGAUGGUCAAGCAGGGCUCCAACGUGAAAUCGAUCUACACUUUGUAGGCGGCUAAUAACUGGCCGCUCCUUAUUCGGUCCGAUCCCACACUGAUUAUUUUGUCUUUCAUUUAUUUAUCGUUAUAAGCAACAGUAGCGAUUAAUCGUGACUAUUGUCUAAGACCCGCGUAACGAAACCGAAACGGAACCCCCUUUGUUAUCAAAAAUCGGCAUAAUAUAAAAUCUAUCCGCUUUUUGUAGUCACUGUCAAUAAUGGAUUAGACGGAAAAGUAUAUUAAUAAAAACCUACAUUAAAACCGG